AUGGCGCAGGCCUUGUCGGCCGAGGAGUUCCAGCGGAUGCAGGCGCAGCUGCUGGAGCUGCGGACGGAGAACUACCGCCUCUCGGACGAGCUGCGGAAGAACGGCGCCGAGCUCUCGGGGCUGCGGCAGCGGGUGCAGGUGCUGGACAAGGAUCUGGCCAAAGCCAACAAGGCCCUCAGUAAGAGUAAGAAGGCGCAGGAGGUGGAGGCGCUGCUGGGGGAGACGCGGAUGCUGCAGGGGAAGCUCCAGAGCCAGGAGGAUGAUUUCCGUCUCCAGAACAGCACCCUCCUGCGUGAGCUGGCCAAGUUGUGUGCGCAGAUCGAGGGACUGGAGGAGGAGAACCAGCGGCUGCGGGAGGGGGGGCACCCAGGACCCCCCUGUGACCCCCCGGCCUCCGCAGAGCCACCCCAGGAUGGGGCUGCCAGUGACAGUGGGGCCCUCCCGGCCCCUACCGAUGCUCCCCCAGACCUCCCCAAGGAGCUGCAGCCAGCAGAGGAGGGGGCUGGGGGUGAUGCUGUCCCCAGGGAAGCCCCAGCACCCACUGCCCAGGCAGAGGUGGCUCAGCUGCAGGCAGAGGUGGCCAAGCUGACAGAGAAACUGAGAAAGAAGCAGGAGAGUUUUCUCCAGCUGCAGAUGGAGAAGGAGACACUGCUCAGGGACAGUCGGACAGAGGUGGAGGAGCUCCGGGCCCGGCAGGACGAGGAAUUUCGGGAGCUCCAGGCCCAGAACCAGCGGCUGCAGCAGGAGCUGGAGGCCAUGGCCCAGGCGGAGGUGGGGCUGCGGGAGCGGAGCGGGGCCCUGGCCCGGGAGCUGCAGGAGGCCCAGGCGCAGCGCGACACCCUCGAUGCCCAGCUCCAGGCGUGCGCGGGGGAGCGGGACGGGCUGCGGCAGCGGCUGGCGGAGGCGGAGGAUGCCCGCGGGGAGAGUGAGCGGGGCCUGCGGCAGGCGCAGGAGCAGCUGGAGCGGCAGGCGCAGGAGCACGCGGCAGCUGCCCGCGCCCACGCGGAGCAGCACCGGGCUGAGCUGGAGGGCCGCGUGGGGGAGCUGCAGGCAGCGCUGGGGGACGCCGAGCGGCAGCGGGAGCUGCAGGAGGCUGAGGGCCGGGCGCUGCGCCAGGAGCUGAAGGACGUCCGGGAUGGGCAGCGCAUCCUGGAGAAGAAGGGCAGCGCUGCGCUGAAGGACCUGAAGCGGCAGCUGCAGCUGGAGCGGCGCCGGGCCGACCGCCUGCAGGAGCGGCUGCAGGAGCUGCUGGCACCCACCCGUGCCCGCACCGGGCUAGAGGAGCUGGGGCUGGACGGGGGGUCCCCCGGGCGGGGGCCGGGGGGCGACAGCAGCAGCCUCUCCUCCCUGGGCCGUGAUGGUUCCGCCCCUGGCAGCACCAAGUCAGGCUCAGGCAGCCCCGGGGGGGGCAGCGGCAGCGGGGGGGUCCCCGGUGGGGGGGGCCUGUCCCCCGCGGAGGUGGCGGAGCUGUUCCAGCGCCUGGCCCAGAGCCAGCAGGAGCGCUGGCUGCUGGAGGAGAAGGUGCGUCACCUGGAGGUGAGCAGUGCCUCGAUGGCGGAGGACCUGUGCCGCAAAAGCGCCAUCAUCCAGAGCUUCGUGCGUGACAGCCGCCUGGAGGCAGCGGGCCCCCCCGGGCCCCCCCGGCGGGGCGCAGGGCCGGGGGAGGAGGGGCUGCGGGAGAUGAACAAGAAGCUGCAGAACAUGCUGGAGGAGCAGCUCACCAAGAACCUGCACCUGGGCCAGGACCUGGAGGCGCUGUCGCAGGAGUUGGCACGGCUCAGCAAGGAGAGGGGGGCCCCCCCCGGCCCCCCCUGAGGA
Molecule: messenger RNA, 1818 nt
Organism: Gavia stellata (red-throated loon)
Lineage: Eukaryota; Metazoa; Chordata; Aves; Gaviiformes; Gaviidae
Gene: GRIPAP1
Product: GRIP1 associated protein 1
Exons: 22
Coding region: 1-1815 (604 amino acids)
Biological process (GO): regulation of neurotransmitter receptor transport, endosome to postsynaptic membrane; neurotransmitter receptor transport, endosome to postsynaptic membrane; regulation of modification of synaptic structure
Cellular component (GO): extrinsic component of postsynaptic early endosome membrane; glutamatergic synapse; postsynaptic recycling endosome
Source: RefSeq, a predicted model, not a curated record